UUGUAACAUAAAACUAACUAAUUUCACCAAGAGAUAUUACACAUAAAUUAGAAAGAAAAAAAAUGGAGGGUGUUAUGAAAUUUUUGUGCCUUGUUGGUUUUGUGGUCCUUAUUGCAGGGAUUGGUAGAGUUGAAAGUGCUGGUGAAUGUGGAAGGGGUACUACACCAGAUAAUGAAGCAUUUAAGCUAGCACCUUGUGCAAGUGCAGCAUCAGAUGAAAAUGCUAGUGUGUCUCAAAGUUGUUGUGCUCAAGUUAAGAAACUUGGUCAGAAUCCAAGUUGUCUUUGUGCUGUUAUGCUAUCAAACACUGCCAAAAUGUCUGGUGCUGACCCUCAAAUUGCUGUUACUAUCCCUAAACGUUGCAACAUCGCUACUCGCCCCAUAGGUUACAAGUGCGGACCUUACACUCUUCCUUAAAAGAGUUGAGGUUGCUGCUGAAAACAAAGAUAAUUGGGAUAUGCAUUGUUGCUGGUAGCUACUAGUAUGGUCACCACAACUUAGUUGUGUUUGUAUUGUAACUUUGUUGUUUAUAGUGUGGAUAAGAGCUAGCAGCUCAUUUGUGUACACCCUCAUCAAUAAAACAUGCACUUUCAGUAUUUUA
Molecule: messenger RNA, 600 nt
Organism: Trifolium pratense (red clover)
Lineage: Eukaryota; Viridiplantae; Streptophyta; Magnoliopsida; Fabales; Fabaceae
Product: putative lipid-transfer protein DIR1
Exons: 2
Coding region: 63-416 (117 amino acids)
Biological process (GO): systemic acquired resistance
Molecular function (GO): fatty acid binding
Source: RefSeq, a predicted model, not a curated record